GGCCAUUUGCGCGCUGGCGAACGUCGCAUGUGGCGAGUCCGCGUUCCCAUUCCCCGAAUUGACAAGCCCCGGCAUUCCUGCGAACUCAAGAUACCUCAGGAAAAAGAUGCCUUAUCACGGGAAUAAAUAAAGGGAUUGUAAAUCUGUUGCCAAAAAAAUGCCAAUUGCCAUAUUAACAAUGGGUAAUGAAAUAGUACGAAGGUGGUUGGCACGAUUAUUAAAGAUAAAAGGUGACCGUAAAUAAAUUUCAUUGCCAGAGAUUUACGCCAUGUUGCGGCGUUCAAGAAGGAAAAACCUCAAAGAAAUGGAAAAUCUUUCAUCGCCAGGAAUUGAUGCGAUGGAAAGUCACGACGAGGAGGAUUCCAGAAUGGCGGAGCUCGUUCUCUCGAACAAAGGUGGACCAAAGCUUAUCCAUAAUGGUUUCAUGUACACGUUGCAUAAGAAGCAACCCCAUAACAUCAGGUGGAGGUGCGUGGGUAGAGCGUCGCUCUGCCGAGGGAGUUUAAUAACAACGGCGGACUGUAAAAAACCAAAAGUCCGGAUGGACCACAAUCACAAACCGGACUUUGGUGCCGUCUCUAUGGCAAGGAAGCGAUACAUAGCCCUUGGCCGGCCUCGUAUACUGCCAGAAGACGUGCUAAACUUUACCUGCACACCCACGUUCGCGGAUAAAAAUAAGAACAUUAUACCACCCCCCAACUUACAGCCCGAGUCCAAAAUUUGGGAAAAUCCCCCGGCAAAACCGAUUCCACAGACAAUACUGCCGACCGCGGCGCAGGCGACCUCGAGCGGCAAGACGAUAAGGAUAGCCACGCAGUCCCUGGUGAGACCUCAGAUGCGAAAUAUCGCCCCGGCGCCCGUCUCCCAGCAACAGCAACAACAACUUCAGCCAAAGACUCUCGUAUUGAAGACGAUACCUCUCAAAGUGAAACAAGUUGCGCCAACGACCAUUAAAAUGCCGCCGCGACAGACCCCCCAGGGGUUGCCGCAAACGGUCUUGCCCCAACAGCCCACGGAGGUGUGUCUCAGGUGGAACAGUUACCACAGCAACAUGCAGAACAGCUUCCCCUCGUUGCUGGACUCGGAACAGUUCGUCGACGUGACGUUAGCCUGCGAGGGACGCUCGCUAAAGUGCCACAAGAUGAUCCUCUCCUCCUGCAGCGAUUAUCUCGCGGAGCUCCUCAGGGAAAACCCCUGUCAGCAUCCGAUCAUUUUAAUGAAAGACUUGAAAUUCUGGGAAGUCGAGGCGUUAGUCAAAUUCAUGUACCGGGGAGAAGUCAACGUGGCGCACGAUAAGUUGCCCCAGCUUCUGAACGCCGCCGAGGCGUUACAAGUCAAAGGACUGGCCGGGCCUAGCCCUUCUUCCCAGAACCCAAAGCCACCGAUGCUCAUUCCUCAGGCGAAGCCGCAAACGUCCCAGCCAGUGGUCCCCCGAGUCUUGACCGAAACCAAAGAAGUAAGACCCUCGGCAUCCGCUGCCCCGGUGCCUUCUAGUCCUAAGCGAGCCCAGAAACGGCAUCCGACCGAGCCCGCGGAAUCGAGGCCCUUCACGAAGAUCCGACUGCAGCGACCUCGCACGCCGACGUCCCCCAGCCCGGUGGUCAAGCUGGAGCCUCUGGACAUCCCCCUGAGCCCCACGGAGAUCUUCCCCGAGAACAACGAGGACAGCUCUAACCCUUCCAACUUCGACAACCUGAUGAGCCUGCACGAAGACGACGACCCGGGGGGCGACGAGACUACCAACGCGGAUGGGGAUAUAAACUUCUGCGAGAUGCCCGGACCUCCCGAUCUCCAGGACGGCGAGGACCAGAUGGAAUUCGUGCCCACCGAUUUCUUGGAACAGGGACAGGACAUUUUGGAAGAGGUCGAGGCUGAGCAGAGCAAAGGCGACAAGGACGACUCCGUCAAGGAGGUCUCCGACCAGGUCGUCGACGAGCUCGACGAAAAGGACGACGAAAGGGACGACGAGAAGCUCGAGGUCGUGCAAAACGACGACAAGAAGGACGAGCAGUCCUCCAAAGAGGACGGCGAACCCUUGUAAUAGGAAGAGUAUGGUCUUCUAUCGUAAGACCCCAGUCAUUGUUCGGUAAGGAAUCGACGAGUCGGUCGUAAGUUUUAUAUUUCCUUAUUUUUUUUUUCCUUUCCUUUCUCUUGCUAAGUCAAAGCAACAUCGGUUGUGCCUGCACUGGGCGGAAGUCCUACCUCUGACUUGGUCCUGGAGGGUGAUCACUCGGGUCGUGGUAAUUUAUUUUGAAAAAUUCAUCCGCGGAUCCUUCAAUUUUAUCUUAUCCUGAUUUAUCGAGGAAGGGUGUAAUCGGAAAUAAAUUAGAAUAAAAACGUGAGCGACGCGUACCGAAAUUAGUUGGCCAAGUUAGAGGUGCCCUGAGGAAGAAAGAUCCAUUGAACCAAAGAAAUAAUUAUAUUAAUUCAAGGAAUAAUUAUUUGACUGGAAUAAACUCAAGAAA
This is a messenger RNA of Orussus abietinus, 2465 nucleotides long. Its product is annotated as protein jim lovell. Gene Ontology annotation, molecular function: DNA binding; protein binding. The transcript has 7 exons. Bases 269 to 2041 code for a protein of 590 amino acids. Gene Ontology annotation, biological process: regulation of transcription by RNA polymerase II. Gene Ontology annotation, cellular component: nucleus. Lineage: Eukaryota; Metazoa; Arthropoda; Insecta; Hymenoptera; Orussidae. The record is from RefSeq and is a predicted model, not a curated record.